ACUCCCCGGCUGCCGCGGAGCCUGCGGCGGCUCCUGCUGCGCCUUGCCCUCUGGGUGCUCAUGGGCAGCUCGGUGCCCGCUCUGCUCCGGGCUGAAUUUACGUCACCUGUAGACAGAAAUAAGGAAAGUGGACUGAAAAUGCCAAACCUAUGCAAAUUUUGUGAUAUUAAAGUAACAACCUGCUCAAACCAACAUCAGUGCAGGAGCAACUGCAACAUCACUUCUAUCUGUGAGAAGAGUAGUGAAGUCUGUGUUGCUAUAUGGAGACAGAAUGAUGAAAAUGUGACAUUAGAAACAAUAUGCCACGAUCCCCAGGAAACACUGUAUGGUCACUUUUUGGAUGACUAUCAUUCAGAGCAGUGUUUAAUGAGAGAAAAGAAGGACGAUGGGGGAUUGAUGUUCAUGUGUUCCUGCACAGGUGAAGAAUGCAAUGAUAUGCUCAUUUUUACACCAGAUGACCCUCAUAAGCCAGAGGAGAAAGAUGAAAUUUCCAAAGUCACAAUCAUAAGUCUUGUCCCAUUACUGGUGAUUUCUGUUGCUGUGAUUAUUAUCUUUUAUGCCUACCGCACUCAUAAGAAGAGGAAACUCAACAAGGCAUGGGAGAAGAAUGUUAAACCCAAGAAGCAUAAGGACUGCAGUGAUGUCUGUGCCAUUAUGUUAGAUGAUGACCGCUCAGACAUCAGCUCCACGUGUGCCAACAACAUCAACCACAACACAGAGCUGCUGCCCAUUGAGUUGGACGUUGUUGUUGGCAAAGGAAGGUUUGCUGAAGUGUAUAAAGCCAAAUUGAAGCAAAACACAUCAGAACAGUAUGAAACUGUGGCAGUCAAGAUUUUCUCCUAUGAAGAAUAUGCUUCCUGGAAAACUGAGAAAGACAUUUUUUCAGAUGUAAACCUCAAGCACGAAAACAUUCUCCAAUUCUUGACAGCAGAGGAGCGUAAGACAGAUCUUGGCAAACAGUAUUGGUUGAUCACUGCCUUCCAUGCUAAAGGAAACUUGCAGGAAUAUCUCACACGGCACAUUAUCAGCUGGGAGGACCUCUGGAAACUUGGUGGGUCCUUGGCCCGAGGAAUUGCCCAUCUACACAGUGAUCACACACCCUGUGGUCGUCCCAAAACACCGAUCGUACACAGAGACCUAAAGAGUUCCAAUAUCCUAGUGAAAAAUGAUUUAACCUGCUGUCUCUGUGACUUUGGGUUAUCCCUGAGGCUGGACCCUUCCCUGUCUGUGGAUGACUUGGCUAACAGUGGGCAGGUUGGCACAGCAAGGUAUAUGGCCCCUGAGGUUUUGGAGUCCAGGAUGAACCUGGAGAACAUGGAGUCCUUCAAACAAACAGAUGUGUACUCCAUGGCUUUGGUCCUCUGGGAAAUGACAUCUCGCUGUAAUGCUGUUGGAGAGGUGAAAGAGUACGAGCCCCCAUUUGGCUCCAAAGUGCGAGAACACCCUUGUGUGGAAAGCAUGAAGGACAAUGUCCUGAGAGACCGAGGGCGACCCGAGAUCCCCAGCUCCUGGCUUAACCAUCAGGGCAUCCAGAUGGUGUGUGAGACCCUCAUCGAGUGCUGGGACCACGACCCCGAGGCGCGGCUGACGGCGCAGUGCGUGGCCGAGCGCUUCAGCGAGCUCAAGCACCACGACCGGCUCUCGGGAAGGAGCUGCUCCGAGGAGAAGAUUCCCGAAGACGGCUCCGUGACCACCGCCAAGUAGCGCAUGCCCGAGGGCUCCGGAACGGAGGGAAGCCGCUCCUAUACACGUGUUCACCUUGGCAAAGGAAGAAGUCUUGAUCUGUGCCUUGACUUGCUUCCUGGAGGACUGAGGCUGUCGCUUCUCCCUUUAGGCUCCAGCUCUGGACAGGGAGAUGUAUUCUGGGAAUUAAAAGCUGGGGGAGUAGCAGUCAUACCCUAGCACUGGCGGCCAGCAUCAUGUCGUAGGAGGAGCUAUAUAUGGUAGCACUUCCUCAGGAAAAGGAUUUGAAAAUAGCCAAUAACAUUAUGCACUUUAUUAAUGCCUGUAUAUAACUAUGAAAUUGCUAUUUAUAUAUAUAUAUAUAUACAUAUAUAUCUAUAAAUGUGUGUGUAUGUAUAUAUA
This is a messenger RNA of Sturnus vulgaris (Common starling), 2085 nucleotides long. RefSeq names its product transforming growth factor beta receptor 2 (gene TGFBR2). Lineage: Eukaryota; Metazoa; Chordata; Aves; Passeriformes; Sturnidae. Gene Ontology annotation, biological process: protein phosphorylation; cell surface receptor protein serine/threonine kinase signaling pathway; cellular response to growth factor stimulus. Gene Ontology annotation, cellular component: signaling receptor complex; plasma membrane. Gene Ontology annotation, molecular function: metal ion binding; ATP binding; transforming growth factor beta receptor activity, type II. The record is from RefSeq and is a predicted model, not a curated record.